Molecule: messenger RNA, 1326 nt
Organism: Gossypium arboreum
Lineage: Eukaryota; Viridiplantae; Streptophyta; Magnoliopsida; Malvales; Malvaceae
Product: dof zinc finger protein DOF5.4
Exons: 1
Coding region: 92-991 (299 amino acids)
Biological process (GO): regulation of DNA-templated transcription
Molecular function (GO): DNA binding; DNA-binding transcription factor activity
Source: RefSeq, a predicted model, not a curated record
UGUAAUUUGUAAAGACGAUAGCUCAAAUUCUACUGUGCUUUAUUCAACAAAUUGGUUUUUCAUUUUAUUGGAGCGAAAGUUGUUGUGAGCAAUGCAAGACACCCACUCGAUCGGAGGUGGCCGUAUAUUCAGCGGCGGCGGAGGAUUCGGUUACGGCAGGUUACGGCCGCAGCACCACCAAGCACUCGAGUGUCCCCGCUGCGACUCUCUCAAUACAAAAUUCUGUUACUACAACAACUACAACCUCUCUCAGCCACGUUAUUUCUGUAAGAGCUGCCGUCGUUACUGGACGAAAGGUGGCGUACUUCGAAACGUCCCCGUCGGCGGCGGCUGUCGUAAAGCCAGGCACUCGAAAAUCAAACCAUCCGCAACCAUCACAGUUGCCGCAGCCGCUGUACAGCCACAGCUCCUCCAGCAGCAACACUGUAAUCAACUUAAAGAGAAUACUCAUUCCUGCAGCAAGAGUUACAGUCUUACCGCAGACAAUUUUAACGUACCAGCGACGAAUAACAAUAAUAUCUCCGGCGGCAGCACCGUCGAAGCGGCGCCGGCGAUAACGUCUCAUUCGAGCUUGAUAAAUGCAAGCGAUUCGAAAUUUUACGAAAAUCCUAAUGAUUUAGGGUUUACGGAGAUGGAGAGUUUUACGAGCUUGAUCACUUGGUCGAACAAUGAAACGGUGCCGUUUGGCUUCGGUAAUGUAUUCAGUGAGCAAGGACAAUGGCAGCAACUGCAACAGCAGCCAAAAACGGUGAGCACGGGAGUGGAGGAACUCACAAUGGGAUUGCUUGAUCCAACGGUAGAUAUUGAGUUAGCAAAUUUGGAUAAUAGAUCUAAGGGUGAAGAUUAUGGAGGAUUUCGACCGUUGGAUUGGGAAGGGAGUGGAGAUCAAGGGACGACUUUGCUUGAUCUUUCUAAUGGAAGUUUUGAUCAGACGUAUUGGAAUCAAAAUCAGUGGGCUGAUCAAGAUCCUCCUACACUCUAUCUCCCGUAAAUUAUAUCUUUUACCCUCUUAAUUUCCUUAAAAGUUAUUUAUUAACUACACAAUUUUAAAAAAAAUUAAAAAAUACCAUAAGUACAUAUUUUUUAUAUUUAGUAUUUGGUCCAACUUUUAUUUAAAAUAAUAUUUAAUUUUAGAAUUUAAAAUAUAAAUUUAAUUAUUAAUGUUAUUAAAAUUAUUUUGUUAAAUUUAGAUUUAUUAUAAAUCAAUUUCUUUGUUACAUGAAUAACAAAUGAUUUAUUUUUAUGAUAAAUUUACCAUUUGAUUCCUUAAAUUUUUACGAAAUUACAUGUUAGUAUAAUAGUAAAUUGCACUACAAUUCCCAAUAA